GGACUCGCGUUUGAAAUAGCACCAGACCAUGUCGUCGCUCGGAACCAAGCCGUGGGUGAUGUUUGCGGCCGGUGUGGGGAUGGGUUCGGCUGUGGCGGUGCUGGGCGCUGUGGCGUAUGCGACUACGGUGGGGGUGCGUCGCCGCGGACGGGUGCGGUUUAGGGAUGAUGGCGAGGAGAAGGACGAGGCGCCGCGUGUGGGCGAGGUGUUGCUGGGAGCGGGGGAGGGAGGCGAGGUUGCAACACCGCCGGAGAUGGAGCAGAUCAUUGUGAACGAGGUCCGACCCAAGACGCCACGGGUGCUGGACUCGCCGACAACGGGACGGCUGCAUGUGCUGGAGCCGCAGGCUGCGCUUGAGGAGCUUGCGAACGUGCCGACCAAGGCGCCACCGGUGCAUCGGGUUGUGCUGACGGGCGGGCCGGGCGGCGGCAAGACGUCUUCGCUGAAGCGGCUGACGGAGCACUUUACGGCGCUCGGCUUUCGUGUGUACUCCGUGCCCGAGGUUGCGACGCUGCUGUGGUCUGGCGGAGUCAAGGUCUCCGACCUCAACUCUGACCUCGCGGUGUACCAGUUCCAGGACACGCUGCUGAAGAUGAUCAUUGCGCUGGAGGACGGAUACUACUCGCUGGCUGUGGCGUCUGGGCAAAAGUCGAUCAUCUUUUGCGACCGUGGGGCGAUGGACGCGCGGGCGUACAUGUCUGCCUCGCUGUGGCAGGCGAUGAUGGACGAGAACAACUGGUCGAAUGUGGCGAUCCGCGACCGGUACACAGUGGUGGUUCAUCUGGUGACUGCGGCGAUCGGGGCAGAGGAGCACUACGAGUACGGGCCGGGCACGCCGCGGCAGGAGCCGCCCGAGGUUGCGCGCGAGCUUGACCGCAAGAUCCGUAUGGCGUGGCUCGGGCACCCGUACCUGGUGGUUGUGGAGAACUCGUCGAAGCAGUUUGAGCGCAAGCUCAAGCGUGUGGUGGACGUGGUGGCGAAGCGUGUGGCCGGCAAGAUCGAGUCCAAGUACCACAAGCGCAAGUUCCUGCUCUCGUUCUCGCCGCCCGAGUCGAUCUUUUACCAGCGUGGUAUUCCGUUUGAGGACUUUCAGGUCCACCAGCACUACCUGGUGUCGGACGGGCCCGAGGUGCAGGCCAUCCGCAAGCGCGGGCAGUACGGCUCGUACACGUACACGCACAUCAUCAAGGAGAACAACGUCGAGACACGGUACACGCUCACUGGGCGUCAGUACGUGAGCAUGCUCGCGCGGCGCGACCCGUCGCGGGUCCCGAUCCACCAGACCCGGCGCUACUUUAUGUGGAAAGACCGCAUGUUCCAUGUUGACUGCUUCCGCUCGCCCAAGGCCAUCCGCUCGGUCAUCUUCCUCCAGACCUACGUCUCGGACGCCGAGCCCGAGUCGAGCGUCCCGGUGCCCGAGUGGAUCGAGGACGCGCGCGAGGUGACCGGCGAUCCGCGGUACACCAUGUACCACUACUCGAUCGCCGCCCACGGCAUCGCUGACAUCAUCAACUCGCUUGACCUCCCGCCGAACCGCCACAUGCCCGAAGACUUUGACUUUGACUACGAUGGCGAGGACGACGAGCUCGACUCGGCCGCCGCGCUCCGGGUCCAGCUCAACCAAUGAAGAGCUGACAUCCCACACCCACCGCCGCUUCCGAGUCUCUACCCCUGCUGGCUUGCAUCAGCCGCCGGUUGUCCACGGACCUGCCGCCGCUCGGUUACCGCUGCCGCGACACGGGCGUUGAUGGUGGCCUGCGGAACGGCCGACCCGGCGAUGGACCUCUUGUUCGACUUGGCCAGCUGCAGCCCGAGCGGGAUGGCAGCAAAGAGGGCAACGAGCGAGACACCGACGCCUGCCUGCAUGCGGUGUUCAAAGGCAGCGCCGACCCAUGUUGUGCGCGAGAGUUGUGCGCCCAUAGGACGAUGAGAUGUGUGUGUUGCCAUGUCCA
Messenger RNA from Thecamonas trahens ATCC 50062, 1952 nucleotides. RefSeq lists its product as uncharacterized. The record is from RefSeq and is a predicted model, not a curated record. The coding region runs from base 29 to 1627 and encodes 532 amino acids. Gene Ontology annotation, molecular function: phosphatidylinositol binding; GTP binding; phosphatidic acid binding. Lineage: Eukaryota; Apusomonadida; Apusomonadidae. The transcript has 2 exons.